GCGCGGUGUCCCCACCCUCCGCGGACCCCGCGCCGGGCCGCGGCGGGUGUUGCCGCCUUCGCGGUGGCGGGGAGUUCCCUCGGCCCGGGGCUUCCCCCUCAGGGGAGGGGGUAGCCGGCGUCUGGGGACCCCUGCCCCGGGCCGCGCUGGCCUGGUGAGGGCUCGGGGCGAAUCAAUGGGCUGUCGAUGGGUUCCCCAUCGGGCCGUCGCGAGUGGCCGGGGUUUGGGGGACUCCCGGGGAGUGUUUCCCACUUUGAUGGCCUCAGGGUCCCCAGGGGGUCAGGGCAGGGGCAUUUCCCUGCGUGCCAGAUAACCCCUAACCUGCGGAGACCAUGCGGUUUCGAGAAGUUGGGAGGCAGAUGUGCGAGCAGAAAGACUUGGAAGGAGUCAAGACUGAGAACAACGAUCAUAUUAAUUUGAAGGUGGCGGGGCAGGAUGGUUCUGUGGUGCAGUUUAAGAUUAAGAGGCAUACACCACUUAGUAAACUAAUGAAAGCCUAUUGUGAACGACAGGGUUUGUCAAUGAGGCAGAUCAGAUUCCGAUUUGAUGGGCAGCCAAUCAAUGAAACAGACACACCUGCACAGUUGGAAAUGGAGGAUGAAGAUACAAUUGAUGUGUUCCAGCAGCAGACAGGAGGUGUCUACUAAAAAGGGAACCUGCUACUUUACUCCAGAACUCUGUUCCUCCAGACCAAGAAGACAUUCUCAAUUAGAAAACCGCAAUUUGGUUCCACCACAUCCUGACUACUACAGUAUAGUUUUCUCUAUUCUUUCAUUUUCCCCUUCCCCAUUCCUUUAUUGUACAUAAAGUAACUGUGUAUGUGCGCAAGCAUUUUGCAUUUUUUUUUAACUAAAUGGCCAAUGGUAUGUUUUGACCGACAUCAAAUGGAGAUGGGAUGGGGAAAAAUACUGGUUCUGUGAAAAUACCCCCUUUCUCCAUUAGUGGCAUGCUCAUUCAGCUCUUAUCUUUAUAUUCCAGUAAGUUAUUUUGCUCUCACUGUUUAACAAAAAAAGAACAACAUAAAAAUCCUUGCAUACCUUGUUCGAUUGGAGAAUUUUAAUGUUUUUCAUUUAUCAUUGUAAAACCAAGGACAAUUUUAUAACUUUUUUGUACGUAGCUGUUACAUGUAGGGCAAUCUGUCUUUAAGUAGGGAUAAAUUACUCUAAAAGAAAUGAAUCCUAGAUAGUUUUCCCUUCAAGUCAAACGUCUCGUUGUUUAAAUAAACUUCUUGUUUAAAAUGA
Messenger RNA from Panthera uncia (snow leopard), 1241 nucleotides. It is a transcript of the gene SUMO2, whose product is annotated as small ubiquitin like modifier 2. Gene Ontology annotation, molecular function: ubiquitin-like protein ligase binding; protein tag activity. The coding region runs from base 333 to 647 and encodes 104 amino acids. Gene Ontology annotation, cellular component: nucleus. Lineage: Eukaryota; Metazoa; Chordata; Mammalia; Carnivora; Felidae. Gene Ontology annotation, biological process: protein sumoylation. The transcript has 4 exons. The record is from RefSeq and is a predicted model, not a curated record.